CACACCUGAUGGUGUUAUUUUUAUUUUUUUGGAGGGGGGAAAGCCCUGAGCGCUCGCAGCACCUGCUGCUGGGUGCGCGGUCUGCGGAUGUUUGGCAUUCCCCAGCGCCGCGCUUCCGAGCCGGGGGCGAGCGGCACGGUGCGGGUUCCAUCUUCCCAGUGGCAGCUGUGCAGCGUCCCGGUGGUGUUCUGUGCACACGGUGAUGGGGCAUCACCAUGGCGAGGGGCAGCAGGGAGAGGAGAAGUGGAGGUGCUGGGUAGGAAGCGGCGUACCCACGGAUGGAGCCCCCCACGCCGUGCCCAGCCCAGUGCAGCAAAGGGGCAGUGGGAUGCGUGGAGCCUUUGGGCAUGGUCUGUUUGGGGGGCACGGAGCCCAGCACGGUUCUGUGGAGCUGUUUCGCUGCACUAAGUGCUGAGCUGUGAGCGUUGCAGUGUGGGGCUGAGCCCCGCUUCCCUGCUCGGAUGCUGUCGGCACACACGCCUCAGAGACCAUUCAAUGCAGACCUAUGUAACUUUAUCCCGUGUUCGUUACAAGCCGUAAUUGAAAAACAAUCUUGGGGUUUUCCUUCCCGUCCCCUGAGGGAUGGGGAUUCUGGCUGCGAGCUGGGAAAGGCUGCGCCGUGCCACGCUGUGCCCCAAACCAGCCCCACGGAGCCCCUCUAUGGCCCUAUAGGGCGAGUGUUCAAUGCACAGCGCCCAGAGGUGCCCAGCGUGGGCUGGAGGCGGCUGUGUCGGGUGGGAAGUUGAGAGGAGGAGAAGUCUGUUGUGGGCCGAGGGGCGGAAGGAAGCUGAGGCUUAGGGAGGGAAACGUGAGCUCGCCGGGCUGGGACGGGGCUCUGCCAUUGCUCUGCUAUUGUGGAGGUAAAAAUAGCCACCGGGUGGUUGGCGGGGACGCUCCCGGAGCUGGGCAGGUGAGCAGCACCCGUCAGGAGAGCAGGACGGUGUCCUCUGCACCAAAAGCGCUGUUAUUUCCCCAACAAGGAGCCCUGGCAGGCAAUCCUGUAUUGCUGUUAUGGCUUUCUGUCCCUCUGACUACGCUGAGGGCCGGUCUGGGGCCCUGGCGGUGGCACAAAGGCCACCAGGAGGAGGUGGCUCGGUCUCCAUCUCCCAUCCGUGCGGGCCGCAGAGCAAACACGGAGGCGAUGCGUUGGGCGCGAUGCUCGCCGUGCCCCCGGAGCGCUCCCCAUCCUGUUUUUAGCCGCUCUCUGCAGCACCCCGGGGCCGUGCACCCUGCUCGCUGUGCCAGCGGCGUCACCGCGGCCGAGGACCUCGCGGUGUCACAUUGCUGCAGCGCCCGCUCGUGACCCAGGGAUCUCCCCGGCGCGGACACGUGGGGACGGCUGAGGUCAGCCUCUGUGCUGGGGGUCAGCAGGUGCCUGGCUUUCCUUUGAGUGGCAUAGACGUUGCUGGAAGCCGAGCAGCGGGACCCCCUCCUUGCACGCACCCCAGCCUGGCCGCGCUCUGCGGGGCGAAAGGGAAACAUCUCUUUAUUAGGGUUGUUUCCUUAAAUAAAGCCCUUGGAGCAAGUGCUGGCCUGGCUGCUCUGCCGUCCCAUGGCCAGCGCUGCGUUAUUAACACCUCAUUAGUUGUUAGUUCCUCCCUGCUCCUCUGGCUCAGCAAAUCCCGGUGGCUUUGUCCUUACUCCCUGACUCCCACCUCUCCGGAGACCACAUUAUUUUUUUUUUCCGUGGUCCUUUGCGCUUCUGCUGACGGCUGAAAUUUCGUUUCUUCUUCUGGAGGUCAGGAGCUCACUUUGCCUUGCAGCUCCUUCUCCUGGUGCGUGCCGACACGCACCGCGCUGCACGGGGCGCAUCCCCGCGGCUUAUCGGCAGCGCUCGGCAUCGCCCGGCUGCCAGCAGCUGGCUCACACUGCAACCUGGGCUUCCACUUGGCCGCUCCCCAGGAAUCUUUUCAUUUAUUUAUAUAUUUAUUUAUUUUUUCCCCCUUCUAAAAUCUCGAAUUGCUUCCCCCAAGUGAUGGCAGCAGCAGGACGCGGCUCUGCGCCAAUGGCGUUCGCGGUGCAGGUGGGUUAGAGGCGAUGGCACCCCACGUCUUCGGGUGGGCGCCCCACGGUCUCGCUUGUCAUUCUGCGGCCACUGGGGCUCAGCUUGGAUGCUAGGAACAAUUUCUUCACCCAAAGAGUGGCGAUGCAGUGGCACAGCUGCCCAGGGAGGUGCUGGGGGCACUGUUCCUGGAGGUGUUAAGAGCCAUGGGGACACGGCACUGAGGGAUGUGGUCACUGGGCACGGUGGGUUGCAUUGGGUUGGACUUGAUGACCGUAGUGGUCUUUUCCAACCUCAGCCAUUCUGUGAUUCCCGUAUUCCUCUGUCCUGCUGCGUAACCCAGGCUAUGACCGCUGGCAGACCUCCCUUGCCGAGGGCUCUGCCUCCUUCCGUGGGAGCACGCUGCAGUGGGGCUGGGGGUGAAUUGCCCCGAGUUGCCCAAAAGCCCCCGUGGAUUUGCACUUGCUUUGCCUCCCAGCGCCCUGCCCGGGGAUGCUGUCUGUGCCAUGGAAGUUAUUUUGAGAAGUGGGGCAGCGCUGUUGGCAUGGAGGGGAGCGGAGGCACCGAGAUGAAAGGUAAAUCUGCAGAGAUAAUUGGGAGCUGCUUCCUGCAGGAAUCAGGUGAAGGCGUGUGCGAUGGGGGGCGGGGGGGGGGGAAGUCUCUGCAGUGCUGGGGGUGCCCCGAGCCCCCUGCUGCUCCCAUGGAGGGGUCCUGGACCCACUGUGGGCAGGGGGCGAUGGGGAGCUGUGCACCCCGCUGCCUCCUCCAGGCCUGCCGGACAUUGCUCCUUCAGGCUUCAUUUUUAUAAACUGCCCUUUGAGAUUUUGUCAUCCCUGUGCAGAUGAAAGGAAGAUGCUGCGGUGCCUCUGUGCGUGUCUCCGUUGCAGCUGGGUGGCCCAGCUUUCUGUUUGGGGUUUAUCAUUUUUUGAGGUGCUUUGGGUUUUGGUUUUUUUUCCCUCUCUAAUCUCUCCGGGCUUCACAUCUUGGCUUCCAACCCCUUGGUUCUGGGCAGCCAGUCCCUCUCCUGCUCCAUCCCUCCUGGGGAUCAAUGGGGAGGAGCACAGCCCCCAGGGUAGAUCUGCCUUCUUGGCAACACUGGCCAUGCCCACUUGGAUUGGCAGCAGGAGACCCCCUUCAUCUCCCCACAAUCCCCUUUGGGCUGCUGUGCGCUCAGGGAGCUGCAGCCCUGCAUUGUAGUGCUGAAGGGCAGUAGCUGAGCCUUUAAAUUCUGUGCCAGUGAUGGAUGGAUGCGUGAGAAUUGCAUUUGCUGGCCUGGUAACAAACAGCUUUGCAUUUUAUGCUGCUUUCCUGCUGUCACUUGGGGAAAUUCAGACACAUCCUAAUCUGCAAGGCCAGGGAUUUCCCUGCUGCAUGAAUGGGGCAGAGAAGCACCCAGGAAAGCUGUGAGGCAGUGGAGAAGCCGGGCUCCCUGCUCCCAGCUCCUGUCUGCAGCUUGGGCAGAGGUAGGUGACGUUGGGUGCUUCUCCCAUGGGUAUGCAGGUCUGGUCUUCUCCUCUGCUCGGCUCCUGGUGGCUCUGGCUCUGCUUUCUUGGCUGAUUUUUCCCUUUAGCCUAUGGACUUGUUGAUCCCUGGGGCUUUCUGUUGAAGCCGUGGGGUCUGACGGCUGUGUCGGGCCCAGAGGUCCCUGGGCUGCUCCGGUCAGGGACUCCUCAGUGGUUUUAUGAGAAAUCAAUGCUGCUUUUGAACAGGUCAUAAUCGUAAAAUAAGUACAAUUUAUGGCUGCUGCCAGGGCCAGGUUUUGUUCCAGUGGUUCCAGUGUGGCAGAGGGAGAGGAAAGAGCACAAAACCACUUUCCCGCAGCGUUUCCCACUUUGUACCAGGGCUGUAGGCCCACACCAGCGGCGGGGGGAACGUGGCGGCCGCGCUGACGCUGUCCCCUCGCCCGCAGCCCGCCGCCAGGUGGAAUGGGGCAGCCAUGAACGGCGAUGCCCUGUGCCAGGAGCCCUCCUCCCCGCUCCCCGACUGGCGCGAGUUCUGCGAGCUGCACGCCCAGGCGGCCGCCGUCGACUUCGCCCAGAAGUUCUGCCAGUUCCUGAAGGAGAACCCGCACUACGACACGCCGGGCGCCGAGGCCUCCUUCUCCCACCACUUCGCCGCCAACUUCUUGGAUAUCUUCAGCGUGGAGGUCAGCCGGGUGUUCGUCUCCGACUCGCCCACCAAGUACAACAUCGUGCCCUUCGUGGGGCUGCAGAACUGCCACGUGCCCUACGGGCGCGAGGUGGCCCAGCGGAAGGAGGAGACGUCCACCGAGUCCUUGGACAGCAUGGAGGCCCCGCUGGGCGCCGGCCGCUAUCUCAGCCCGGCACAGCAGGCGCAGGCCCGCAAAGUGUCCUCCUACGGCCAGUCCCGCAGCUCGGAGGACGUCUCCGUGCACGCCUCCACCAAGCCCAAGUUCAAGAAGGGCUUCUCCUUGAGGAACAUGAGCUUGUGCGUGGUGGACGGCAUGAAGGAGAUGUGGCACCGUAGGUCUUCUCCUGAGCCGGGCGCCGAGGCCGCUCCGGGCAACAGGAGGGCCGAGAGGGAACCGUGGGGCAAGGACCCCGCUGACCCCCGGGAGAAGUGGACCCACAAGCUGCGUCUGUCCAAGGCGCAGUCCUCCAAGGUGGAGCUGGUGGACAUCCAGAGGGAGGGCACGCUGCGCUACAUGGUGGCCGACGACACAAACUGUGUGGGGAGCUCGCAGUGGCAGAAGUGCCGCCUCCUGCUGCGCAAGGCCGUGAAGGUGGAAGGGGAGAGGUUCCUGCUCGAGUUCUACGUCCCUCCCAAGGCUUCCAAGCCCAAGGUGAGCAUCCCGCUGUCAGCCAUCAUCGAGGUGCGGACCACCAUGCCUUUGGAGAUGCCUGACAAGGACAACACCUUUGUGCUGAAGGUGGAGAACGGUGCCGAGUACAUCCUGGAGACCAUUGACUCUUUGCAGAAACACUCAUGGGUGGCAGAUAUCCAGGACUGCAUCGACCCAGGGGACAGCGGGGAUGACAUCGAGUUGGCAUCCUGUGCACAGGGAGCCUGCCUGCCAGGCCGGGCGUCCUCCUGCAGCUGCGAGUUCCUGGCUGAUGGCAUCGGUGUUUCCUUCCAGAUGUGCACAGGCUGCCAGACAGAUGUGCCCUGCCCGGUGCUCACAAUGCCACCACUACCGCUGUGCCCGCGCCCCACGGCCGGGGCAGGGACUCCAUGGGGGAGCUGCUGGCCCACGUCCCGCUGGAGAGCUUCUUGCAGACACUGGAGUCUGCACCCACAGCCAGUGCACACCUUGCAGCGGUGCUUGCGGCCAGGAGAGGACAGUGAAGCAGACACGGAGGUCAACCUCUCCGACUUCCCCUGGUUCCACGGGACGCUGUCACGGAUCAAGGCGGCUCAGCUGGUGCUGUUCGGCGGUGCCCGGAGCCACGGUUUGUUCGUCAUCCGGCAGAGUGAAACACGGCCGGGGGAGUAUGUGCUGACCUUCAACUUCCAGGGGAAAGCCAAGCACCUCCGCCUGUCGCUGAACGAGAGCGGGCAGUGCCACGUGCAGCACCUCUGGUUCCAGAGCAUCUUUGACAUGCUGCGACACUUCCACACGCACCCCAUCCCGCUGGAGUCGGGCGGCGCCGCCGACAUCACGCUCCGCAGCUAUGUGGUGGCACAGAGCCUGCAGCCCGAUGCUGCCCCCCCACCAGCCCUCGUGCCACAGCCACCGCUCUGCCGCACCGACCCUCCGCCCCCACACUAUUUCUGCAACACAGCGCCCGCCGCCCCGCCAGUCCCACCACCCACCGAGGGGGUGACUGUACCCCCCGCCGUCCCCGCGCCCUACCACCGCCUGGAGGGAGCCCUGGGCCCUCGCAGCCGCAGCGACAGCACUGAGCGCCGGCCAGAGCCCCCUGCCACUGGCACUGAGGACUACCACGAUGCCGAUGGUGCCCGCAGUCGGACCCGGGCGGUGGAGAACCAAUACUCCUUCUACUGAGCCCCUCAGGGGCGGGAUGGUGGGGGGACACGGGGCACCGUGCCCCUUGCUGCUGCACCAGCCUCACUGCCACCACCAGCACCAGGGUCAGGACGUCCUCCUUGCUCCUGUGCGAUGUCCCAGCUGGAGCUGGCAGCACCGGGGGGUGCGAGGUUGGAAGCAUCAGUGCCAUUUUGGAGCUUGCAGCACCUUCCCUUUCCCUCCGGACCAAGUGUUCUCCCAGCACUGAGGUUUGGGCGUUUUGGGAUGGGGAUGGAAGUGUCCCUGCAGAGCUGUCCCCAUAGGUGCAGGUCUGUGUGCCUGGAGGCACUGUGCCCCAUGCCCAGCCCAGCUCCAUCCUUGUGCGUCUCUGGGGCACGUGUUUCCCAUGCUCUGCCAGGAGAAGGCUUUUUCCAAAGCUUGAUGCAUCUCAUUGGAGGAAAGUUUUUCCCUGCUUUCCUGCCCUUUCUGUUCCUUUGUCCUUCUUCUCCUUGUAAAGACUCCCUGAACACCCUUCUUCUUCCUCCCUCUCCCCCCUUUGCUUCUGAAACCUCGGAUGCCUGCGAGGGUGUCAGCAGCCUUCUGCCUCCUUUCUACAGCACUCAUUGCCAUCGCUGAAGGCAAAUCUUGUCAAAUACAACACCAGCCCCACUCACAUCAGCCCUUAGUUGGGAUAUCUCUGGGGGUUCAGACAGAGGCCAGGUGCAGGGCUGGAGGCAGAAUUACCCCCAGAGCACUCCCCAGGAGUGCAAACACUACAGACCUUCAGUAGAUGCUAUUGAAGAUUUUUUUUUUUCUUAUAGAAAUUGAAAAACCCAGAGUGAGUGAAAGGAACGGGGCUGCUGCCAGGUGGGUUCGUGCAGGCAGAACACAGACCAGGUUGGGCUGACAGCAUCGGGAUUUCCCUUGCUCAAGUGCCCCCCUGACCUCACCAGUGCCACGCGGCAGCACCGCUGCCUGCAGGGACCAUGCGCUGUCUCUGUCUGUUAGCGGCAUCGUGGCUUUUAAGCAGACCCCAGCAGCAGAUCUCCAGGAGGAAAAGGAGCUCCCUCCUGCACUGCUGAGACCUGGGAGAGAGCAUAGAGCAGAAAGACGCUGGGGCCAGGCUGCUUGCUGGGAUUGUGUGCUUCGUGUAGGGUAUGAGUCAAGCCACAGCCAAGCUCAAACCCCAGUGAAUUGCCUGAAGAGUUGUUCUGGCGUCUGGUUUUGGUUUGGAUCAGAUUUUUUUUGUUAGGUGCCUUCUUUCCUGAGCUAGCAAAGUGUGUCCCUGCUCUGGAGUCACUUGUCCACCUUCCCACGGGCAGGGACAGGGUCUUUGAGGCUUGUCGCCUCCUCCAGGGCUGAGAGCUGCCUUUUGGGCUGCUGAGGGCCGGGAGCUCUCCUUCCUGCAGCCAGCUCCCAUUGUCCCAAACACACAGCCCUCAAACCCUGCCAUGCCAGCAGCCACCUCCCCAUGCGAAGGCUGGGGCAGUGGGAGUGUGUUAUUUCUCCUUGCUCAUGCAAGGAGAAGCCGGAUGCUCUUUGUCGCUGGGUUUAACAUGGACUCCCUUCAUAUACACAGUGAUUGAGUGGGGACCUCCAGAUGUGGCACAGAUGUCACCGCUCUUGUUCUCCCCACAGUCCCCAAGUGGCAGUGGAUGGGAGCACUGCCUUGGAGACCUUCACACAUUGGCUGAUUUGUCAUCAUCUGCAUCACGGGAUAGGAGUGGGGUGGGGGGAGCAGCAAUCUGCAAACAAACAUGUUCAUUUGUAAAUAGGGAAGAGUCUGGAAGAGUCUACUGUUCUGUAGAAUAAAUUAAUUUUAUUUAAAAAAGAAAAAAGGGGACUUGUUAAACAAAUGGAGAACUCGAGUUCCAGUUUUAAAAUAAAACCACUUGCAAAAAGGACA
Numida meleagris (helmeted guineafowl) is the source of this 7836-nucleotide messenger RNA. It is a transcript of the gene SH2B2, whose product is annotated as SH2B adaptor protein 2. The record is from RefSeq and is a predicted model, not a curated record. The coding region runs from base 3939 to 5969 and encodes 676 amino acids. Gene Ontology annotation, molecular function: transmembrane receptor protein tyrosine kinase adaptor activity. Gene Ontology annotation, biological process: antigen receptor-mediated signaling pathway; intracellular signal transduction. The transcript is spliced from 8 exons. Gene Ontology annotation, cellular component: plasma membrane. Lineage: Eukaryota; Metazoa; Chordata; Aves; Galliformes; Numididae.